Molecule: messenger RNA, 1341 nt
Organism: Fusarium mangiferae
Lineage: Eukaryota; Fungi; Ascomycota; Sordariomycetes; Hypocreales; Nectriaceae
Exons: 5
Coding region: 1-1341 (446 amino acids)
Source: RefSeq, a predicted model, not a curated record
AUGGCCGUCAACGAAGUCGACAAGUAUCUGUGGCUGGCAUACUGCAAGGCUGUGCAGAAUGCUGUCGGUGGUCUGCCUGGACAUAAGCCUGCUUUGUUCUUCACAAAGCAUGCGCAAAAGGCACCAGUCGCGUCACAAGAUAUCGACCCGGCCUAUACGAACUACGGAAUCAACAACAUCAUCAACAAUUUCUUACAAACUAAUGAUCUCUUCUAUGAUCCGGCUCAUCACAAAACCUAUACUCAGUGUUUGCUCGAAUAUCUGAUGACUGUCAAGAUUGGUGAGGGUGAUCAAGUCCGGGUAACGAUGAUAGGCCGAACCCUGGCAAGUGCACUUGACCAGGCCUUGCGCGAGAGGGAUCGUGCCCUGGAGACCUUUGAAAAAGAAGAAGGCUACGGCCUCACGGGCGAGCAAGACUUUUCUCAAUGGUGGCCAUCGCAUGCUCCCGCAUACUCGGCAGCCAAGCAAAAGGUUGAGGCCGCAGCCGCAGACUAUCAGGCCACCCUCCUCAGCAUAGGUGGACCAACUGCCAGUUCGCUAGCCAGAGAUUUCAAUCGAAUCGUCAAGGCCCUGAUCGGCGGGCAGUCAGUCCCAGGCAUCACGAUGCCUGCUUGUCACGCCUCAGCUGACAUCACCCGUGAACUUCUUGAGAGAGACAGAACACCGCACGCCAUCACAUAUGUCCCUGAAUGGAUGUCUCUUCAGUACACUGCCCAAGUUGAACACUGGAUGAACGGCGUUGGCGAUGGUGACUCUUCUACUCAGAUUAACGUUGCUGAUGGUAGAGAGGUCAACGAAUCCGACUUUGGCCAUGCAUCCACAGACGCAUUCUCCUAUGGACCGUGGUUGUCUUUCUCUACCGGCAAAGGAAGUACCAACGAGAAGGGUGUGUCUUUCGGUUCUAUGGACACCGAUACUAACCUCGACGUGCAAUUCUCGUAUGAUGAAAUUCAAACCAUUUGUGUUCCGGCUGGUGAUUGGAACGUUCCUAGCCCGGGACGACGCUAUCAGUUGUCAGACACCGCCUCUGAAGAGUCCCGCAACCUUGCCUUCCCAGACUAUCUCGUCGUCGUGAGGAACCUCGGCUUCAAGGUCUACAUCCGAGAUUACAAGGUUGCGGGACAGAUCGACAACUUGUUUGAGGAAGCCAAGUCUUCUGGUGGUUCUGUCAGAGUUUUCGGUAUUCCUGCUACGCCGGAUGGCAGCCCGGAUAAGGCUACUGAGGAGAAUGCCCAUAUUGCUGAGUGGGAUCUCGGCGCUGGCAUGCUUUCAAUCAGGCCGACUACUGAUGCCGGGUUUGCUUCUGUUGUGGCUCUUGUUGGUGAGCUGAACAUCAGUUGA